This is a messenger RNA of Engraulis encrasicolus (European anchovy), 1628 nucleotides long. It is a transcript of the gene rad51, whose product is annotated as RAD51 recombinase. The coding region runs from base 104 to 1123 and encodes 339 amino acids. Gene Ontology annotation, cellular component: condensed nuclear chromosome. The record is from RefSeq and is a predicted model, not a curated record. Gene Ontology annotation, molecular function: DNA strand exchange activity; ATP hydrolysis activity; ATP binding. Lineage: Eukaryota; Metazoa; Chordata; Actinopteri; Clupeiformes; Engraulidae. Gene Ontology annotation, biological process: reciprocal meiotic recombination; mitotic recombination; chromosome organization involved in meiotic cell cycle. The transcript has 10 exons.
GAAACCACCGUCAACGUCAUUCCGCUGUGUUUACGCGUGACGUUGCAGCGAGCGGGAAAGUUCAGCUUUCAGUGGUUUGGUAACGUUGUCGAGAGAAGAAACAAUGGCUAUGACAAGUGAAAGAGGACGGGUAGAGGCAGAGGUCGAAGAGGAGGAGAGUUUUGGACCCCAGCCUCUGUCCAGGCUUGAGCAAGCUGGAAUCAGUGCCAGUGACGUGAAGAAGCUGGAGGAUGCUGGCUUCCACACCAUCGAGGCGGUGGCCUAUGCUCCCAAGAAGGAGCUGCUGAACAUCAAAGGCAUCAGCGAAGCAAAAGCAGAGAAGAUUCUGGGUGAGGCAGCCAAGCUGGUGCCCAUGGGAUUCACUACGGCAACAGAGUUUCAUCAGCGACGCGCGGAGAUCAUCCAGGUGUCCACUGGCUCCAAGGAGCUGGACAAGCUGCUUCAAGGUGGCAUAGAGACGGGCUCAAUCACUGAGAUGUUUGGGGAGUUCAGAACAGGAAAGACGCAGUUGUGUCACACCCUCGCUGUGACCUGUCAGUUGCCCAUUGACCAGGGAGGUGGAGAGGGUAAGGCCAUGUACAUUGACACAGAGGGGACCUUCAGGCCAGAGAGACUGCUGGCUGUGGCCGAGAGGUACGGCUUGGUGGGCGGUGAUGUCCUGGACAACGUGGCGUACGCCAGAGCCUUCAACACCGACCACCAGACCCAGCUGCUGUACCAGGCCUCUGCCAUGAUGGCCGAGUCCAGGUAUGCCCUGCUGAUUGUGGACAGUGCCACGGCUCUGUACAGGACGGACUACUCGGGUAGAGGGGAGCUGUCUGCUCGCCAGGGACACUUGGCGCGGUUCCUACGCAUGCUGCUACGACUAGCUGAUGAGUUCGGCGUGGCGGUGGUCAUCACCAACCAGGUGGUGGCCCAGGUGGAUGGAGCGGCCAUGUUCUCUGCAGACCCCAAGAAGCCCAUCGGAGGCAACAUCAUCGCACACGCAUCUACUACACGGUUGUACUUGAGGAAAGGAAGGGGAGAGACGAGGAUAUGUAAGAUCUACGACUCGCCGUGUCUACCAGAGGCGGAGGCCAUGUUUGCCAUCAACGCUGAUGGUGUUGGGGAUGCCAAGGACUGAAGAGUAGGAGAGCACUGACUGUUUUUUUUCUGAGCGCUGGGGGAGCUUGCCCACGGACGUUGGGAUCAGCACAGCUGUGGCCUUUUAGAAAGCCUUGUCCAAAGCCUCAGCUUUUGAAGGCUUGUUGAGGACUUUGUCUGCCGCACUGAAGCCUGCACACAAUCGUGAUGCUGAUAACUCUCUACAACUCUGAACUAAACUAAAGCCGAGACGUGUAUAUUUUUGUGAAGUGAUAUUCAACCAGUUGUAACCGGAGAGCAAUUGGAACACGACUUUUUCAAGUGUGUUCAUGAAAAGAUGCACACUUAGUUAAUCUAUUCAUUUGUGCCCAUGGUGGGGAACAGCCGUUUCUCACACUGGAAGAUUGUGUACAGUAGGUGAAAAAAGAUCUACUUUCUUUUCUUUUGAGAGAUUUGUUUUGUUUUGUCCUGCUGUCUGUGUGGAUUUCUAUGUUAACCUUUUUUAUGUUGUGUAAUGUGUGUAUUAAAUCAUUUUAUGAUCAGGA